CACACACACAAUAUGCAAAACUGAACAGUUGUUUCUGACACACACACAAAUAUAACCACUUUUCAUAACCUCAACUUCCACAUGACUUAGUACAACCAUGUACACACACACACACACACACACACAGAGGCAUUUAUCACACAAAGAGCUUAUCCCAUGCGCGUUGAGAAAUUCUGAUGACAAAGAUAAUUGGAUUUAAUGUAGAGGAAAUACACAUCUCUUUAUGCCUCAUUUUCACACACACAAGAGCGAUCAUCUGUCAGUUCUUCUGAGAACUAAACAGUAGCGUGCUAUCUUCGGCCUUAACCUCCAUGAUGACCUCAAACUUCUCAAUGAGCCCCUCAAACUCCUCGGAUACUAAAGACUACCACACAGUCCUCCUGGUCAUCAACUCAGUGGUUCUACUCAGCGGCAUCAUCAGCCUGAGCCUGAUGAUACACAUCAUGAGGUUCAGUGCCAAAUCCAUCACCUCCACCGCUGUGCUCAACCUCAUCUUCACCCACUUUGUCUUCCUCCUCACUGUGCCCUUCAGGAUUUACUAUUACGCCACUCAAGAUUGGAAGCUGGGCCACGAGUGGUGCAGAGUGAUCAGCGGCAUGAUCCACAUCCAUAUGUAUAUGUCAUUUCUGUUCUACGUGAUCAUCCUCGUCACACGCUUGUUGUCAUUCUACUACAACUAUGAGGUCGUGGCUUCCUUCCAGAGAUUUCACGGUCUCCUCGUCAGUGGAGUGGUGUGGACGGUGGUGCUCGUUGUGGUCCCUUGCAUCAUGUGUUUUGCCUAUGGCAAGAAAGAUGUAAUUCCAAGCAGUGGAGGCGACAGAAAUACCACUCAGUGCUUCAAAUUUGGCAAAAACAUAGGAGAUAAUGCAAAGGUGUUCAACUACAUCGUAAGCACACUCAUCAUAUUGGUAGCUGCAGUGCUGACAGGCCUCCAAGCCAACGUCCUGAGGGUUUUAUACAAGAAGCACCGCGAGGGGUGCAGCUCCCAGCAGGACUUCGGGGCUCAGCAGAAGAGUCUGUGCUUCGCUCUCGUCAUGGUCGUCUGCUUCAUCCCCUACCACAUGUUCCGGCUGAAAUACAUAAAUGAUAUCUACCUGGAGAACGUCAACGAGGUGUUUCUGACUCUGACCACUUUCAAUUGUUUGGACAUGCUCACCUUCUUGGGCAGGAGAACCUGGUUCAUGUGCUGCCCCAAAGUGGCUUUUUGACAUCUGUUGGAAGUGAUCGCGGGUCCAGAUACUUUAUUUGGUGGGAAUCAGGUUGGGUUCAUUCAGGUUCAAAAUGCCUAUUGUGCAUUUCUAUAAAAAGCAGAAUGUUACAAAAACAAAAAAACAAUAAGUAAAACCGAUUAUUAUGAAACAUACAACAAUAAUCUUUGCUCAGCGGCUAUUUACUGGUCUUUAUAUCAUAUGUUGUUGUAUUUAUCGUGCUUUCCCAUGUUUAGGUCCUCCCACUGUCGCGUCGAUCUGCACUUUUUUUGUCAAAUCAUUUUCCAAUCUUUGCUCCCUAUUAUUGGAAAGUUGAACGUGUUGAGAAAGAAAGAAUAAAUGAGAGUUUGAUCUGAC
Eleginops maclovinus (Patagonian blennie) is the source of this 1565-nucleotide messenger RNA. RefSeq names its product probable G-protein coupled receptor 141 (gene gpr141). Lineage: Eukaryota; Metazoa; Chordata; Actinopteri; Perciformes; Eleginopidae. Gene Ontology annotation, molecular function: G protein-coupled receptor activity; oxysterol binding. The transcript has 2 exons. Gene Ontology annotation, cellular component: membrane. Gene Ontology annotation, biological process: G protein-coupled receptor signaling pathway. The coding region runs from base 312 to 1208 and encodes 298 amino acids. The record is from RefSeq and is a predicted model, not a curated record.